Colossoma macropomum (tambaqui) is the source of this 2051-nucleotide messenger RNA. RefSeq names its product IK cytokine (gene ik). Gene Ontology annotation, biological process: mRNA splicing, via spliceosome. NCBI's taxonomy places the organism in Eukaryota, Metazoa, Chordata, Actinopteri, Characiformes, Serrasalmidae. The record is from RefSeq and is a predicted model, not a curated record. Bases 124 to 1764 code for a protein of 546 amino acids. The transcript is spliced from 20 exons. Gene Ontology annotation, cellular component: nucleus.
AGCGGCUCUCUGCAGAAGCUGCGAACGCAUUUAGCUAGUCGUGUUGUUUUUGUCUCUCUUUCCGUUGAAAAACUGCGAAAUAAGAUAUAAAAUUCGGACUGCAGUGAGAUUUCAGCCGCAGCAAUGCCUGAACGGGAAACUGAGCUGUACUCCAACCCUCUGGCCCCGGAAGGCCAUGAAGUGGAGGAUCAUCGCUCAUCGCUGCAAGCCAAGCUGACCAAUGAAGACUUCCGGAAGCUGCUGAUGACCCCCCGUGCCGCCCCCUCCUCAGCUCCGCCCUCAAAAUCCCGCCAUCAUGAAAUGCCCCGGGAGUAUAAUGAAGAUGAGGACCCUGCUGCUCGCAGAAGGAAGAAGAAAAGUUACUACGCUAAGCUGCGGCAGCAGGAGCUGGAGAGAGAGCGGGAGUUGGCGGAGAAGUACAGAGACAGAGCUCGAGAGAGAAGAGAUGGAGUUAAUAAAGAUUACGAGGAGACUGAACUCAUCAGCACUACGGCAAACUACAGAGCAGUGGGACCAACCGCAGAGGCAGAUAAAUCAGCAGCAGAGAAAAGGCGUCAGCUGAUCCAGGAGUCCAAGUUCUUGGGUGGUGACAUGGAGCACACUCACUUGGUGAAGGGUUUGGAUUUCGCCCUGCUGCAGAAGGUGAGAGCUGAAAUCACCAGUAAGGAGAGAGAGGAGGAGGACAUGAUAGAGAAAGUACAGAAAGAAGUGAAGAAAGAUGAAGAUCCUGAGCAAAAGAUCGAGUUCAAGACCCGUCUUGGAAGGAACAUUUACCGUAUCCUGUUUAAAGGCCGUCAGAUGGAGCGUAACGAGCUGUUUCUGCCGGGCCGCAUGGCGUACGUGGUGGAUCUGGAGGAUGAAUACGCAGACACAGAUAUCCCCACCACUGUGAUCCGCAGCAAAGCAGACUGCCCAACCAUGGAGGCUCAGACCACACUGACCACCAAUGACAUCGUCAUCAGCAAACUCACCCAGAUCCUGUCGUAUCUGAGGCAGGGCACUCGCAACAAGAAACUGAAGAAGAAGGACAAAGGAAAACUGGAUGAGCGGAAAGCUGCAGAAGCCGACUUAAAUAUCUUUGAUGAUAUCGGAGACUACAUCCCAUCCACUUCCAAACCUACACGGGAGAAAGAGAAGGAGCGUUACCGAGAGAGGGAGAGAGAGAGGGAUCGGGAGAGGGAGAGAGAGAGAGAACGGGAGAGAGAAGAAGAGAAAAGGCAGCACAGUCACAGCUACUUCGAGAAACCUCGAGCUGAUGAUGAGGUUGUUGACAUUGAUAAAGGUCCAGGAUCAGUGAAGGAUCAGAUUAAACUCAUCAAUGAGAAGUUUGCAGGAGCUGCAGCGACACACUGGCAGGAAACAGCUGGGACGAGGCGCGAGGAGAAGAAGCACUUGGGAGAUUUCUUCGGCAUGUCCAACAGCUACGCUGAGUGCUACCCUGCCACAAUGGAUGAUUUGGCUGUAGACAGUGAUGAAGAGGUGGACUACAGUAAGAUGGACCAGGGUAAUAAGAAGGGGCCUCUGGGUCGCUGGGAUUUUGACACUCAGGAGGAGUACAGCGACUACAUGAACAAUAAAGAGGCUCUACCAAAGGCAGCUUUCCAGUACGGAAUAAAGAUGUCCGAGGGAAGGAAGACUCGCCGCUUCAAAGAAACCAACGAGAAGGCAGAGCUGGACAGGCAGUGGAAAAAAAUCAGCGCUAUCAUCGAAAAGAGGAAGAAGAUGGAGGCUGAUGGGGUGGAGGUGAAGAGGCCCAGAUAUUAAACCUUUCUCUUCCUUCGUUUUGUUGUGCUCCAUAGAGAAACCUGGUCGUAAUGUGUUUAUAUGUGAGGUAAAUGCUUAUUUACAGUAGUGUGAUCUUAGACAGCUGUGAUUCAGUCUGCUGAUUCAAUGUUUCACAAAUAAAAGAAAGAUUACAUCAUUUGACAGUAUGUAAAUAUACAGUUGAUUGAUUUACUAUACAGUGUUUGCUUGUAAAUGUAAGAAAGAUCCACUUUCUCUUCCCUGAUACCUGAAGAAAUAAUACUCAUAAUAAACGAGACAUUACUGUA